CCGGGCCCGGCGCCUGGGGCUUAGGACCUGGGUGGGCGGCCGGACCGACCGUCUUGCGGCAGCAUCGCGGGAGGCGGAUGGCGGGAAUGGCGUUGGCGCGGGCCUGGAAGCGGAUGUCCUGGUUCUACUACCAGUACCUGCUGGUCACGGCGCUCUACAUGCUGGAGCCCUGGGAGCGGACGGUGUUCAAUUCCAUGUUGAUUUCCGUCAUGGGCAUGGCGCUCUACACUGGAUACGUCUUCAUGCCCCAGCACAUCAUGGCAAUAUUGCACUACUUUGAAAUUGUACAAUGACCGUCACGUGACCAGGAUCAAGAAGUUCCUUGGAGAAGACCCACUCUACAAAGUUGGAAUGAGUCUUCCUCAGAUGUCCUAAGAAACUACUGGAUGUCAGCAUAACCGACCUUAUAAACAUGAAGACUAAAAUUCAUGAGUAGAACAGGAAACUCAUCCUGACUCAUGUGUUGUGUUCUUUAUUUUUGAUUCUAGAAGAGGCUCUUGUAUAGUAGUUUUUGUCUAUUUUAACAUUGUAGUCAUUUGUACUUUGAUAUUAAUAUUUUCUUAACCUUUGUGACUGUUUCAAUAUUACCCCAUGAAAGCUUUUUUUAAUGUAACUGAGUAUAUUUUAAUUGCCUUCUAUUUUUAAAACUCAAAAGUAAUUAGUUGGGCUUUAUCAUUUUUGCUAUUGUAUGGCAUAUACAUCUGCCUGGAUAUAUUUCUACUCUUGACCAAAGUUUUGUAAGAAAUAAUACAAGAUUUGGAGCAGCAGGCUGGGGAGGGAGGAUAUUUUAUUGAGAAUUACUUACAAAAGACUUAUCUGUAAACUUGAACUCAGGAGUACAAUUUUAGCUAUCUACUCUUAACAGUCUUUGCUUUAAAGCUAUUAAAAUGUUUCUUGCAAUGAAAAAAAGUAAAGAUCUUGCUAAAAUUAAGAUAAGGAACACUUCACCUUUUAAAUAUUUAAUUAUGAGGACUUAUUUCCAGAAAACUUUGGUGAUGAUUCUUAAGAGAAUAAAUGGUUAGUUAAUAGCAUUAUUAUUAUUAUUAUUUUUGGUACCAGGGAUUGAACUCGGGUCCUUGUGCUCGCGCAGGUUAAUAGUAUUAUUAAUACUUCUGUAUACUGUAGAGUUGUUUUUUUUUUGGUACUGGGGAUUGAAUUUGGGACUUUGCGCUUUCGAGGGAGGCACUGGAACCACCAUUGAGCUAAAUCCCCAGCCCAAUGUAGAGUUUUUAAUAGAAGGAAGUCAGUUUCCGCUGAGGGCCACUAUUAACAGCAUAUGUAUUUCCUUAAAGUUAGUUUCAUGAUUGUAAUGAGUGCUGCAAGUGCUUUUGCACCUUGCAAUAAGAUGUGAUGAGAUGAAUUGUUAAAAAACAUAGCAAAGGGGCUGGGGAUUUAGCUCAGUGGUUUCCACCGCCUGCUUCGCAAGCUCAAGGACCCGAGUUCAAUCCCCGGUACCAAAAAAAAAAAACCAAAAAAAAACCAUAGCAAAAAGAAGUGUAAAUUUGGCUAAAAUCCUUUCACUCUUUGUAUUGUUUUUUUAAAAAGAUUUUUAUUCCUUAAUGUAAAAUGACUGCCUAAACUUUUAAUGUAAACUCAUUAAAUUGAAAGAGAACAAAAAAUCAGCUAAUGUGGCAGUAUAUCUUUUCCUUUGUGAUUAAAUAUUGAUCUAUUGUGGUAGUUACACUUCUGAACUGAUAGUUGUGGAGGACCAGACAAGCAUAAGUACAUCUUAACAUGUCUCUCCACAUAAAAGUAAUGCUAAUAAUAACAGGCGUUAUGCAUUUUAAGAUGGCUUCCACAUAGAUGGCUUCCACACAAUUUCAAAAUUGCUAAUUUUGAAAAAUUCAGGUAUUUUUGGACCUAAAUUUUAAAGACUAUUUUUGCAGCACUUUCUAAUCCAGAGGUCUCAAGUAAUGUAGAAAACUAUAGUAUCUGUAAAGAAUCUAUAUAAUCACAAUUACAGUGGUGAGCAUAAUAUGUAAUUACUUAAUUUUGAACUACUUAAAAUUUGAUAUAGUUAUAGGUGAGCUAUGUUCAUACUCUCAGGCAAGAUACGGAAUAUGAGGAUUUAACUUGGAAUCUGUUCAUUAAUGUUCAAAUUUUCCAUUCCUCCACUGUCCCCUCUAAAGAAUACUGUCAAGUGGAUGUCUUUUGGGGUUUUUUUGUUGUUGUUUGUUUGUUUUGAGACACGGUCUCGCUAUGUAUUGCAGGCUGGCCGUGGACUCACUGUGUAACCCAGGCUGGUCUUGAAUUUAUAGUGAUCCUCCUGCCUCAGCCUUCCCUGGAAGAGUGCUGGGAUUACAGGCGUGUAUCACCAUGCCAAGCCAACAAAUGGAUGUCUAAUAGCCCCAUGGAAGAGAUGAGAAUCACUAGUUUAAUAGGUGGGUAUCCAGAUUACCUACCUACCCCUCAACUUAGAAAUCUUUAAUUAAUCCUCACUUUUUACUGAAAUCUAUUAAAUUGCUGUUGUAUCAAUGAUGAUUUAUGAACACCGGCCUGGGAGAUAUAUGGAAGAUGAGUUUAGCCUUACAGGAAAUCUUGAGGAGAGUCAGAAAGAGGAAUAGGAGCACAUCUCAUUGAGAAGUGAUCAGGAAAGUAUAUUCUCACCAACCAACAAAUAUAUAGUGUGUUUGCUAGUCUACCAAGUAGAGAGAUAUUUUUUACUUUGUUUUUAAAAAAUAAAGUAUUAGACAAUUCUGAA
Molecule: messenger RNA, 2701 nt
Organism: Heterocephalus glaber (naked mole-rat)
Lineage: Eukaryota; Metazoa; Chordata; Mammalia; Rodentia; Bathyergidae
Gene: Sptssa
Product: serine palmitoyltransferase small subunit A
Biological process (GO): ceramide biosynthetic process
Cellular component (GO): serine palmitoyltransferase complex
Molecular function (GO): serine C-palmitoyltransferase activity
Source: RefSeq, a predicted model, not a curated record